Stegostoma tigrinum is the source of this 1952-nucleotide messenger RNA. RefSeq names its product probable G-protein coupled receptor 139. The transcript has 2 exons. NCBI's taxonomy places the organism in Eukaryota, Metazoa, Chordata, Chondrichthyes, Orectolobiformes, Stegostomatidae. Gene Ontology annotation, cellular component: membrane. Bases 109 to 1296 code for a protein of 395 amino acids. The record is from RefSeq and is a predicted model, not a curated record. Gene Ontology annotation, molecular function: G protein-coupled receptor activity. Gene Ontology annotation, biological process: G protein-coupled receptor signaling pathway.
CCGUGGUACUGACAGAGAUCUGGGACACCACAGAGAGAGGGAGAGACAGUGAGAGAGAGAGGAGGACAGAUCACAGUUUACAAUUGGAGAGUAAUAGGUUAGAUUCCAAUGUAUUGGAAUCUGGCAAUGAUGGAUUGCAACAAUACAACACUGGAUUUGAUUCUAAGAGUAAACGAUUGUUAUGUUACAACAACAGGUUGGAAUGGUUUGACAAUGCUUCAAACUGUGAGAACAUUCGAUGGGAAUGGUAAAACAUUGGGAAGGGGUUUCAUUGAGAUGUUGAAUUAUCUUUCUGCUACUUUUUAUCGGAAGCCACUAAGAUCCCGCAUUCGAAUGGCCCUUCGGAUGAUGCAAUUCAUUUAUUAUCCGAUUCUCGCAAUUAUUGCAGUGCCUACCAAUGUAGUAACAAUUGUGAUCCUGUCACAGAAAAAGUGUGGUCUCUCCCGAUGUGUCUCUCACUAUCUGGUCGCCAUGGCAAUAACAGAUCUCCUGGUCAUUAUCUUCGAGCUCAUAUUGCGACACAUUCCAUUUGUCUAUUUGGAAGAGCAUCAUUUCUUAGAAGGUAUCCCUGUGUGUAAUAUCCACGCUGUCCUGCUUUAUGCAGCCACUGACUGUUCUGUCUGGUUCACCGUCACUUUCACCUUUGAUCGAUUUGUUGCCAUUUGUUGCCCAAAUCUGAGAAGUAAAUAUUGCAAUGUGAAAACAGCAGCCGUGGUUCUGGCAACAGUGACUGGACUGAGCUGUUUGAAGAAUAUUUUCUGGUAUUUUCUGUUUUCUCAUCGGUAUUACGUCAGGAGCAGACCCUGGUUAUGUUGGGUGAAAAAUGCACUGAAAUUUUCUUCAGUCUGGGGAGCAAUUGAGUUCUGUCAUUACGUACUAACACCAGGAGUUGCCUUUAUUCCCAUUCUGCUUCUCAAUGUUUUAACUGUUAGACACAUUGCAGUGACCAGUAGAUCCCGCAGGAGACUCCAUCAGCAGAGCAACAAGAAAGGCACCAAAGACCAGGAGAUAAAGAGUCGAAAGAAUUCCAUUAUUUUAUUGUUUCUUAUCUCAGGGAAUUUCGUUCUAUUAUGGUCAGUAUCAAUGGUGUAUUCCAUAAAUUGGAGAAUGAAACAUUUGGGAUAUGAGUCUGUAUAUCUGCCUCUUUUUGUAAUGGAAAUGGGCUACAUGCUGCAGAUGCUGAGUUGCUGCACAAACACUGUGAUUUAUGUCAUCACACAUCCUAAGUUCAGAGAGCAUUUGAAGAAUAUCGUGUACUAUCCCUUUACUCCGAUUGUGAAAUGUAUCAAACAUUGAGACUGAAGAAUUACAUCUUCAGCACUGAAUUUUGCACACGUUUCUGUCUAAUCCACAGUCCAGGUGUCCUAUUAAUAGACAUCAUUGAAAGAAGAUGAUAUCUCCAGGACCAUUGAUCUGUGAUUUUUCCUGCCUCAUUUGACAGCCUGUGCACCUGUGCCAGGACAUUGUUUAUCUGCAUCUCAAUCAAAGUGUGGAUGUGUGGCUGUGCAUGUGUAAAGACAUCAGAUAGAUAGAUAGUGGAGCAGGUUCAAUAACAGAAACAUUACUCAAGAAUGAUCACACCUUAAAGAAAUGCUGCCCAGUUUGAGAGUGAUAAACAUGGUACCGACCUCGGUGUUUAAACUAAAUUCAAAGAAAUACAAACCCUUGAAUACUCAGUGAGUUUUGGAGUAAAGCAAAAACAAGAUGUAAAAUUCUAGUAUGGUCGCUCAGAAGCUUUAGACUUUAAAGGAGGCAUUUCACACACUUCAGCGAGAAGGGAAUACCAUUCUUUACUGACUACAAAUGUGAUAGAUCGUAGCAAGGUGAAUGAACCUGGUCAAUGCUGUGUAGCUGACUGUAAUAAGUUUGGAUUUCUUUGAACCAUCAUUGGAUGAUUUUUUUUGAAAGAGAGGGAGAAAGUAGAAUAAAAAUGUAAACCAGCAAGAAGUUCU